UUCCUGUUUCCUAAUUUGUAAUUUAUAAUUUAUAAUUCAUUUUUUUUAUUUCUUACUAUAGUAAAACCAAAAGAAAUACGUAUAAUAACACCAAUGAAUAAUAUAUCGACAUUGAAUCCAAUUGAAUUAGCAUGUCAAUGUUCAGGUUCGAAACCGGCUGCAAAAAUUAAAUGGAAAAAAUCACAACAAUCAAAUAAUAAUGUUAAUGAUAAUCAUGAUAAUAAUAAUAAUGUACAAUGGUUGGAUGCAUUUUCACAGAUCAUUUCACAGGAUGGUCUUACAACAACUAGUUUUUUAUCAUUUGUGCCUUCAAUCGAUGAUAAUGGUAAAAAUAUUACCUGUAUCGGUUUUAAUCCUAAAAUAUCAAUUGAAAAAUAUUCAAUUGAAAAUUCAUGGCCAAUCAAUAUAACAUAUUCACCAAUAUUAUCAUUAAUCAUGGGUUCUGAUUCACAUUCACAGGAUAUUGUCGAAGGAAAUAAUGUUUAUUUUGAAUGUGAUAUAAAGGCCAAUCCAUAUGUCACUACAUUUGGAUGGAAACUUAAUGGACAAAUACUUGAUAUUCUUAAUACGAGUACUUGGACAUCAUCAUCAUCGUUACCAUCAUCAUCAUUAUCAUUAAAUUCAACAACAACAACAGCAAAAAAAAUCAAUGGUAUUGAAAUGCGUAAUACAUCAUUAUUGGUUACAAAUGUAAAUCACGAACAUUAUGGCCAUUAUCAAUGUUUUGCUAAUAAUCGUAUUGGAUCAAGCCAAAGUGAAUCCGUUUUUCUAAAUGUUAAAUAUACACCAAAAUGUAAACAUAAACAAAUAAUUGCUAUUGGUGUUGCUAUCGAUGAAAUCGUUACUAUUGAAUGUCAAGUAUUAGCUAAUCCAGUUAAUGUUAAUUUUGAAUGGUGGUUAGAAUUUUCAUCAUCAUCAUCAUCAUCAUCAUUAAAUGAUUCAAAUAAUUAUAAUUAUGAUGAUAGUGGUGGCCAAAAUCAUCAUCAUCAUAAUCAAACCAGUAAACGUAUAAUGAUCAAAUCAUUUACCAAUAUUGGUUUACGUAGUUUAGCUAAAUAUCGUACAACAACAAUCAAUGAUUAUGGUAGGAUUUAUUGUCGUGCGAAUAAUUCGAUUGGUCGACAAGAUAAGCCAUGUAUUUUUCAUAUCAUUAAAGCCGAAGCACCAAGCCAUCCGCAUAAUUGUUCAUUGGUAAAUAAAACAGCACAUUCAUUAACAGUUGAAUGUUCAUCCGGUUAUAGUGGUGGUUUAGAGCAAACAUUUUUCCUUCAGGUUUAUUCAUUAAAUCCAGAACGUUUAUUAAAAAAUCUAAGCAAUACACAACAACCAUAUUUUUCAAUCGAUAAUUUACCGGCUGGUUAUCUAUUUAAAUUAGUUAUUUAUUCAACAAAUCGUAAAGGAAAAUCUAAAUCAAUUGAAAUUACAGGUAGUACAACGGAACCAUCACCUUGGAAAUCUGCUGAAUAUCCAUCAACAAAUGAUUAUAAUUCAACUAUAAUAACACCAUUUGUUUUGGUUAUAAUUGUGAUAAUUAUUAUUGUGAUAUUAUUGAUAACCAUAUUGGUACAUAUACGGAAUCGUAUAAAAGGUCGUAUGCGAACCGUGAUACAGGCAAAUGAUUCAAAUCAUCAUCAUCACAAUCAUCUUCAUAAACCACCAACGUCAACCAAUAUAACGCCUAAAUCUAUUAUGAAAAAGCAAAAAAGUUGGAAUAUUCCGUCUGAAACGAAUAUUAUUACAACAACAGCAUCGGUUAUUGAUACAUCAUCUGCUGCUGCUGCCAUAAUGAAUGGUCAUAUUGUACAUAGUGGUGGUGGUCAUAAUAAUGAACAAGAUCCGAUCAUGAAUGAUUUAACAACAUUCAAUGUUGUUGAAUGUUUAGAUGAUAAUCUUUAUGGUAAUAAUCAAUGUAUAUCAACUAUAACUAUUGAUUCAUCAUCGGAUCAUCUUGGUCAUCAUCAUCAUCAUCAUAUUGAUCCGAAUCAUUAUCACAAUCAUCAUCAUCAUCAAACUUUGCCUUAUUCUUUUGUGCCUUCAACGACUAUUAUAACCGAAACAGCCUCAACACCAACAACAACAACAACUAUAAAAAAUCCAGAAUUCUAUACAUUAGAUCCAAAAAAUCUACAUACCGAUCAAACAUCAUCAUCAUUGUCGGCUAUUUUAACGCCACAAUCAAUAUCAGAACAUCUUCAAUAUCAUCAUCAUCAUCAUAAUCAUCAUUUUCAAGAUAUAAAUUGUCAUGGAAAUGAUUCGAAUGUAAUUGUUGAAAAUAAUUUAUCGCAACAACAACAAUUCGAUACAAUCGAUAGUAAUCAAAAUGCUGAUGAUGAUGAUCAACAAAUUGGACAAUGUCGUUCAUUUCCAACCCCACCACCACCACCACCACCACCACAAUUAUCACCAAUUCAUAAUUCAGAUGAAACAACAACAACAAAAACGGCUAAAAUGGAAAUGAUUUCCUGAAUCCAAUAGGUGUUCCAAGGUGAUUCAAUUGCAAUUUCAUAACAAGAUUAAGGAUUCUUUGAAAACAAAAACAAAAAAAAACGAAAGUAAAUCAAUUUGAGCAUCAA
Molecule: messenger RNA, 2573 nt
Organism: Dermatophagoides pteronyssinus (European house dust mite)
Lineage: Eukaryota; Metazoa; Arthropoda; Arachnida; Sarcoptiformes; Pyroglyphidae
Molecular function (GO): protein binding
Source: RefSeq, a predicted model, not a curated record